Vicia villosa (hairy vetch) is the source of this 2290-nucleotide messenger RNA. RefSeq lists its product as uncharacterized. The transcript is spliced from 2 exons. The record is from RefSeq and is a predicted model, not a curated record. The coding region runs from base 926 to 2026 and encodes 366 amino acids. NCBI's taxonomy places the organism in Eukaryota, Viridiplantae, Streptophyta, Magnoliopsida, Fabales, Fabaceae.
AUUGCCCUCGUAUGUUCGACCAGAACUACGUUAUGAAGUGGCUUUCAAACUUAAUCCUCCAAAAUUUCCUCCGCUGCCAAGCGCGGAUUUUGGUGUGGCUUUGAGCCCUCCUUUUCCAGAUUGGUUUGUGUGUGGCAACGUUUUAAAAGAUCUUCAAAAUAGUAGUAAAAAACGCGCUGAACGGGUGGUUCCGACUAAGCAUACCUUGGAUACUUUCAAAGGACAUCUCCAUAUAGAUCUCAAACACGUUCGUGUCUUGACUCCAAUACCUGAAGGUUUGGAUUCAGACAAUCUUUUCGACUGACUUUUCCUUUUUGACUGGUAUACUAAUUUUAGUUUCGACUACAGCUGUUGCUCACAGGAGGAAGAUCAAAGAGACUCCUGCCCAAAAGAAUCCUGGGACAUCCCAAAGCGACAAACCCAGUGAAAGUGGCUCUCUCAAUCCUGAUAAAAAGCCUACGAGUUCGAAGCCCCCAACUGGUCCGAAACGGAAAGUUUCUUCGCCCGCUGCUUCAGAUGAUGGGGAUAAAUCUCCUCCUAACACUAGACAAGGACUUAGGAAAAGACAAAAAUCUGCUACUCCUUCGAAAAAAGGAAAGGGAGCGAGUCCCUCCAAAACUGCUUCUCCUACUGAUAAAGCGUCCUCUGAAGAUUCUCCUUUGAAAACAACUAGCAACAUACUUGUUGUCGAAAGUCACAAUUCAAGUCCAGAUAAUAUUCAAACCAAGGUCUUCCAGGUUUUUCGCAUACUAACUUGUGACUUUAUCUAGAUAAUGGGAUUAACUUUUCUACCUUGUUAUUGCAGGAUGAUGCUGGUACUGCUACUUCAGGUUUCAAAGAUCCUGGUCUUACCGUUGAUGUUCCCAAACUCUAUGGUAAUAAUAAUCUUUAGCUUUGUUGAUAAACUUGUUACAGGUUUAUUCUUAUGACUAACUCUGCUUUAUCUGACACAGAUACUUCUCGAGACAAAGCUCCCGCUCUUUCACCCGUGGUCGAAGAUGCUCAGCCCAUCAACACUAUGCUGCCUGAUGAACCCGUUGAAGAAAGUCAUUCUACUGAUGAGUCUCCAGCUACCCAUCAAGACAAAAGUUUGGAAGGCGAAGAUCACGCCCUCUCAGGUAGUGACAAUGUGAAUCUGCAUCCUCAUCACAGUGACGACACCGUGUCUGAAUCAGAUGCUACGGAGGAAACUUCCAAACUAGAAAAGCAAAAUUUUCAAGAAGCUUCGACUCUUGACACAAAAGCUGAUCCUGGGACCACUUCAAUGCCUGCCCCUACGCCUUCGGAGCUAGAACAAUUAAAGCAUGCUGAUCCUCUUAGUUUCUUGAAGAUUAUCAUGAAUGUGGAUGCUUCUUCGUCUCCAAGUCCUGACGCUAUUCCAGUUGCGACUGUGGAGUCUGGCAAACAAGAAGACACUUCUAGCGUGCUUCGACAAAUCAAAGAGCGGUUCUUCGAUGUCAAUCUUGUGGAUCUCCUCAUUCGGGAUCCUCUUAAGAGUCAUGGUUUACAUCAACUUUUGAGAAAAGUAGAUUUACUUCAAGUCUCCACAACAGUCUCAGAUGUACUUGUUCUGUUAGGCUCCUUGGUUGAGCAACUUCAAGCUGAUAUCCUUCGAAAACGAAAUAUCGAAAGAGAGUUAUCUGAAGCAAUAGCCUCCCGUGAUUCUUCAUGGAAUUCUGCAGUAGAUGCAACCCAACGAGGCGAGGUCCUCAAACUUAAGCAAUCAGAAGACCAGAAGGCCUUUGAUGAUCAUGCAAAAAAUAUCAAGAUCUGGAAACAAGAGAUAAAGGCACUUGAGGAGAAAAUCGAGGAAGCUGAACGCAGCCAGGCAACCAUCCAACAAUCCAAUCAAAAGGAGUUGGUCGAAAUAGUACAAUCAGGGAUCACACAUUUCGAGGCUGCUCAAAAAUUAAUUCCUGAGAUCGAAAGGUUGAAGAAGCAACGAUCGGUGAUCGAACUCCGUAUGACUUCUUGGGAGUCACAAUAUUCAAAGAUCAAGAAUAACCUCCCUGAGGGUUUCAACUAGCUGCUUCGAACCUUAUUAUCUGUUGCGUUCUCAUUUGUAAUCGAAACCUCAUAUGUUUUGUAAAAGCACUUAUUUAUAUGCUUAACUUCUCCCUUAAUAUAAUAUUUAUCAGCACUAUUUCUUAGCAAAUCUUUUCAAUCUCUUGUCAAAAUAUAUUUUCAGAUCCUCCACAGUAUUCUUCAUUAAUGCAACAUGUAAACUCCGAAUACUCUUCGCGACCUCUUAGCCUUUGGACUUGACGUUUCUACUUCUUUAGCCCUAAUC